CGACUCCCGGUUUCCUGUCCUUCUCCCCUCCCAGCUCCUGGCUCCUGCGGUAGCGGCAAGAUGGCGGACCAUGGCGGCUCGGGUGAAGCCGCGGCUGCUGGAGCCGCUGCUGCACCUGUCCCCGGCCUAAAUCCGACGCUGGGCUGGAGGGAGCGACUGCGAGCCGGGCUGGCGGGGACUGGGGCCUCGUUGUGGUUCGUGGCGGGGCUGGGGCUGCUUUACGCUCUGAGGAUCCCUUUGAGGCUGUGUGAGAAUUUGGCAGCAGUGACUGUAUUUUUAAAUUCAUAACCCAAAUUCUAUGUGGCACUUACAGGGACAUCUUCAUUGAUAUCAGGACUAACAUUUAUACUUGAAUGGUGGUACUUCCAUAAGCAUGGCAUCUUUAUUGAGCAAGUAUCUGUAAGCCAUUUGCAACCACUGAUGGGAGGAACAGAGAGCAGCAUUUCAGAACCAGGUUCUCCUUCGAGGAACAGAGAAAGUGAAACCAGCAGACAGAAUUUGUCAGAAUGUAAGGUAUGGAGAAACCCUCUAAAUCUUUUCAGAGGAGCAGAAUAUAGGAGAUACACUUGGGUGACUGGUAAAGAGCCACUUACAUACUAUGACAUGAACCUGUCAGCUCAGGAGCAUCAGACCUUUUUCACCUGUGACACAGAUUUUUUACGUCCUUCAGACACAGUUAUGCAGAAGGCCUGGAGGGAAAGAAAUCCUCCAGCUCGAAUCAAAGCAGCCUAUCAAGCUUUAGAAUUGAACAAUGACUGUGCCACUGCAUACGUUCUACUGGCUGAGGAAGAAGCAACAACUAUUGUAGAUGCUGAAAAAUUGUUUAAACAGGCACUCAAGGCAGGAGAAACAAUUUAUAGGCAGUCACAGCAGUGCCAGCACCAAAGUCCUCAGCAUGAAGCUCAACUGAGGAGAGAUACCAAUGUACUGGUAUAUAUUAAAAGAAGAUUGGCAAUGUGUGCAAGAAAGUUAGGAAGAAUAAGAGAAGCAGUAAAAAUAAUGAGAGAUUUGAUGAAAGAAUUUCCUCCUCUUACCAUGUUGAACAUCCAUGAAAAUCUCUUAGAAUCACUUUUAGAAUUACAGGCCUAUGCAGAUGUUCAGGCAGUCCUAGCAAAAUAUGAUGAUAUAAGCCUUCCAAAGUCAGCAGCAAUCUGUUACACAGCAGCACUGUUGAAGACAAGGACUGUUUCAGAAAAAUUCUCUCUAGAAACAGCCUCCAGAAGAGGAUUAAGCACAGCAGAAAUUAAUGCCGUGGAAGCAAUUCAUAGAGCUGUGGAAUUUAAUCCUCAUGUUCCAAAAUAUUUAUUAGAGAUGAAAAGUUUAAUUUUACCUCCAGAACACAUUCUGAAACGGGGUGAUAGUGAAGCAAUUGCCUAUGCUUUCUUUCAUCUUCAGCACUGGAAACGAAUAGAAGGUGCUCUUAAUCUGUUACAGUGUACAUGGGAAGGCACUUUUAGAAUGAUUCCACACCGGUUAGAGAAAGGACAUCUAUUUUACCCUUAUCCCAGCUGCACAGAGAUGGCUGAUAGAGAGCUAUUACCUACCUUUCAUCAUGUUUCUGUUUACCCAAAGAAGGAGCUUCCUUUGUUCAUCCAUUUCACAGCAGGAUUUUGCUCUUCUACAGCAAUGAUAGCCAUUCUCACACACCAGUUUCCUGAAAUCAUGGGUAUUUUUGCUAAAGCUAUGCUGGGACUCUGGCGCCCCCAACCCUGGGCAUCCUCAGGCUUUGAGGAGAAUACACAAGAUUUGAAGUCAGAAGACCUAGGUUUGAGUUCUGGCUGAGCCACGCAGUUCAUUUGACCUUGGACCAAUCACCAAAUUCUUCUGAACAGCAUCUGUAAAGUGACAGUAACCCCUACCUCACAGGGUUGUUGUGAGGAUUACGUAUAUGCUAAAGCAUUCUGUAUAUGGAAAAGCUUCUUAUGAACAUUAUUGUUAUUCCUGGGGAAACCCCAGCUUGGAAGCUGUCAAAAAGGACAACUGUAGAUGAAAUUGUCUUCCUUUUUUCUUCAUUCAGCUUAGCCUUUCUGUUUGGCCAGGGCUGCUUACAGGAGCUGUUGGGGUUGAAGUCAAGUCACCACAUUUUGGCUCCUUUGGUCAAAGAGAAAGAACUCUAAUGUCCAGCUGCUCCAUCCAUAUACCCAUAGAAUGGAAGUGAGUAAAGGAAAAUUUUAAGCCAGGAUAGGUAACAGUUAGGGGGCCAAUGGGAGAAUGCUUGCCUUGCAUUUGCAAAUCCAGAAUGACUAAAACAUCUUAAGUAAAUGAGGAAUAGCCACAAAGAUGCUCAGAGAUAAUAUAAGCCAUGAGUGGGAAGUGGGAAAAUGAGUUUGUAAACUCCUCUCUUUUCUAUCCCUUUACCUUUGAGGUCAGGGACAGGCAUACAGCCCACUGGCUAUUGCCCUAUACCUGCCAAUCACCCAAAGAAAAUAAUAGCUUCUGAGAAAGCUCAUUUCACUGUAGCAACCGUGAUAUAUUUACCCUAAUAAAGCCACAACUUGGUCUUUUCCAGUGCUUCUGUCUUACGGAGGUCAUCCCUGGAAUCCAAAGCUAUCCAGUUUUCUAACCCAGUUAAGAGUUUAAAACAACCACAGGUCGUCAUAAGCAGUAGGCUUGGCAGUUGUACCUCAUGCAGUCAUAGGAGACUGUCCCAUCAUUCUCAGCACAUUGGGUGCACAUCUCACUGUCUCCAGCAUGAACCAGCCUUGUGAAUGUGUACAGUCUCAGCCACUCUGCUUUGGUGGUAAUUCUUCACCACUGAUCUCUCCUCACCAUACCCUUUCUGCAUCCUUCCCCCAACCACCCACCAGAGGAGUUCUGGUCCCCAAACCAGAGUUGCCUGCAGGUUGGUAAUGUAACUUUGUAGAUAUUCCUUGAUUACAGCUAGACCCUAUUGGUAUCCUUUUUGAAUUACUGGAUCGAAAUCUAAUUGCUUUUUUUUUUUUAAUUGUUGGGGAGAGGAGGAUGAGCAGAACUCCUAUGCAGCCUGAGAGAAGUUCUGUAUGUGUCUAUAUAUGUACACGUGUGUGUGUGUGUGUGUGUAACCUCAUGGUUGUGCUCAGGCUGACAGGGAGGGCAAAGAGUGAAAAGGAACCAUCUCUUUCUUGUUUUCCAACAUUGCUUCAAAGAUGCCCAACCCCCGUAGUAGCAGGCAGUUCCCAAGUGGAGGGUCGGGGCAGAGGCCUCCACCAAGGCCAUCAAUAACCAGGUGUGAGCUACAGGUCUCUGUGUAAUGUGAAGCUUUCCCGUAUUUCAUUUCUGCACCCAGGGGGCGGCUCUGCAGGAUUGCUUACGGAGAGCUCUGUGUCUGGCACCUCUCUCCACAAGGCCCAGGCGCCCAGGGUCCCACCGACCUGCCCAGGAAUGCAUCACAUUGUUCUCUGGUGCUGUAAUUUGGCUGCAGGAGCUAGGCUGAAUGCCUCCCAGGGAUGAGAAACAUACUCUCCCUGGCGUCCUCCCUUCGCCCCAGCUAGCUUGAGCUUCUGCCCUAUGACCACUGAGUGCAUUUAAAUAAAAACCUCAGAAAGACUGAGGAAAAAAAAUCCUAAUUAUCUCUCUUCUAUUAAGCCAUGUAGAGACUCGUGUCCUGAGUGGGUCUGAGAAUUUGGCAAAGACUUAGUGGUUGGUGUUCUUGAUAAGGGAAGUGAGAGAAAGGAGAAGAAAUUACUCCCUGCAACAGGAAGGAAUAGAAAUGAAGCAGUGAGUGUUCAGAAGUUAGAUCUACAAGAAGUUUUGCAGACAGACCCUCAGGGCCAGGCAAUGUUUGUUUUUGUUUUUGUUUUUUUUUUUAAUCUGAAGCCCUUGAUUUUAUUUUUACAGCAUCACUCUAAGGAAGAGUGUGGAUUACUGCCAUUAUUCAGGGCUGGUAAUAAUAAAAGUUAGCUUUUAUCUGCAGGGCUAGGUUAAGGCUGGCAUUCUUACUUUUACAUAAAAAAACUGGCUACAGACUGUGCAGCUGAGGUACUUCAGUCAUGUGCCUUCUCUAAAGGAUUCUUAGAUCCUUAAAAUAUAUAGUAUCUUUUAAGUUUGUAUCUAAAUAGCACUUACUGUUAUGUAUUACACCUAAACGUUUAUUAAAAGUUAGAAGAAAUGAGUACCAACAGGAAGGAAUGGAAGAGAGGAGACGGGCUAAGACAUUGCUGAUCUGAGGGACAGACCUCUAUCAAAUAGAGGGCUGGGAGAAGUGGUGAUUAGAAGCAGUGAGGGAACUAAAUGGAGCCCUGACUGCACCAAAUAAAGUUCUCAUUUUGCUGCUUGUUCCAAAUAAAUUAGUGUCUGUUUGUGUAAUGCCAGACUAAAUGCCAGUUGUCUAAAGCCAAUCAGAAUGCAGAAGCAAGCUAAGAACUAAGAGGAAAAAUUAAUUGCUUUGCCAUCAUUCCUUUUUGGGGCCACAUAACCUCUGUAGUGGGGCUCAAGUGGACACCAUUUCUCUCAUCCACCUCGCUUUUCAAACUUCUCACUCUCUGGACAGCUUGCUCUUUUCUUAACCAUUUAUAGGAAAUUGCAAAACUUGCAUCUUUAUGAGCUAGAAUUUGGAGCCCAAGGAAAAGCACAGAGUAGCAUGAGAUGCCAGAAGAGGCCCAUUUCCUUCCACAGGAAUGAGAACCAAAAACCAAAAAAUAGAUAAUAGGGCAUAGGUAGAUUUAAGUCAGGUUGACUUCCCAUGGAAGGCCUAUGUCAUUGUUUAUGUGGUAACCUGCAUGUUCUUGUGAGAACAGGGGCUGGCUAGGACCUGAGUCUUUCCCCCGCAGCUUGGCAUAUAAUAUAAGGCAGCCUCCUCUGGUAAAUUCAUUCAGCCCUAUUGUUGAGUUCAGACUAACCAUGACCCCCUUACCUCUCCACUACCCCAAAGCUUUCCUCAAGAUGUCAGCUCUUCUCUUCCCCUCCCAUUUCCCCCUCCUUAAUCCCACCAUUGGCUCAUCAGUUAUCCAGUUGACUCCACUCUGAAGGAAGACAUUCUCUUGGCCUGACUCACUCAGGCCCAUUUCUCCACAGGCAUCCCCUUACCGCAGACCACAAGGGCCCUAACUAGCUCAUGUUUUGUGUUAAUGGAUGUGAAACCGGAGCAAAUCCCCUCACCAAAAGAAAAACCACCCUAAACUCUCCCACACAGGUCUCAGCAGGUUACACAAAUAUUAGUCCUAUCAUCCAAAUAAAUCUGCCCCCGUGGCCCAGAGCUAUGGCUCCCCCAGCCUCCUGCUGCCUGUGCAGAGUAAAGCUGCUUCAAAAACAUAUGAGGACCCCAAGGGAUGUUGGAGAGGAACUUGGGAAAGACAGGGGCCUAUAUCCAGAAUUCUUUAUGCAGGCCUCUUAAUCUACAGACUUUUAUUAAUACUUUAUAGUCCUAAAGAAGGACUGUUCCUAGAGAAGUCAUGAUGGGCUAGACCAGCCAGGAGCUUUGGUGAAGAGGAUCUGUGGGCUGGAGUUUGGGGCAUAAUUAAAACUCAGUAUCUGACAGCUGGGCACAGUGGCUUGCGCUUAUAUGCCCAGCACUUUGGAAGGCUGCAGUGGGAGGAUUGCUUGAGACCAAGAAUUCAAGACCAGCCUGGGCAAAAUAGCUCCAUCUCUGAUAACUGUGUUUAAAUUAGCUGGGCAUGAUGGCAUGUCCCUGUAGACCCAGCUAAUGGGGAGGCUGAGGUGAGAGGAUUGCUUGAGUUUGGGAAUUUGAGGCUGUAGUGAGCCAUGAUCAUGCUAGUGCACUCCAGCCUGGGCAACAAAGCGAGACCCUAUCUCUAAAAGAAAAAAAGAAAGAAAGAAAUAAAAAGAAAAAAAAGAACAGGUACGUAUCCUCAUUUUACAGAUGGGAAAAUAGAAGCUCAGAAAACUUAGCUACCUUGCUCAAAAUAUCAAAAGCAAGUGGCACAGCUGUGAUUUUUAACCCAGGUCUGUCAUAACUGCAAAUUUCUAUACCACUCUGCUGCUUUAAGAUAUCAACAGGCAAAAAAUAACCACUGCCCAAAUCACAUAAAAAUAGGACAUCAAGGUUUUGGGGACUUCAUGUCCUACCCCCCAGCUUACUAAGCCUGCUAUCUCUGGAGAUUCCACUAUUGCAAACCUAGUUAGGCAAUGGGUAAUAGCAUAGAAGAAACCCUCCUCUAUUUAAGCCGAAUGUGGACUGAACAAUAAUAAUCACCAGGACUUGGAGAGUCACUAAAUAAAGAUUUGUUGAGUAAAUGGAGGAAGGCUGCCUUCUGUGUAUCAUUUUGGCCCCCACCCGUAGCACUCCUUCCCACUGUAGCCACUGACUCCUGCUCCCAGCUUCAAAGGCUAGGAUCCUCUCAUAAAGAAUUACCAAAGCCAGAGAUCCCUACCUUCCUAAUAUGUACUUAUGCCUCAUGUGGGCCCUUGAGAUCAGACCUGCUUUCCUGCUCUCCCACCAUCCAUGAGUUGCCUAUCUUUUACUCCGUGUUUCCUGGCUAACCUACAGAUCUGGCUAACCUACAGAGUAAUGCAUGAAAAAAAAAAAAAAAAAAAAAAAAAAAA
Messenger RNA from Piliocolobus tephrosceles (Ugandan red Colobus), 6480 nucleotides. RefSeq names its product suppression of tumorigenicity 7 like (gene ST7L). NCBI's taxonomy places the organism in Eukaryota, Metazoa, Chordata, Mammalia, Primates, Cercopithecidae. The record is from RefSeq and is a predicted model, not a curated record. Gene Ontology annotation, molecular function: protein binding.